Molecule: messenger RNA, 2102 nt
Organism: Eublepharis macularius
Lineage: Eukaryota; Metazoa; Chordata; Lepidosauria; Squamata; Eublepharidae
Gene: ANKDD1B
Product: ankyrin repeat and death domain containing 1B
Exons: 15
Coding region: 9-1622 (537 amino acids)
Biological process (GO): signal transduction
Molecular function (GO): protein binding
Source: RefSeq, a predicted model, not a curated record
GCUGUGCCAUGGAGGAAAGCUGGAGCCGCGCGAUAAAAGGGCUGACUGAGCUCAGGGGCUUCCUCGGCCUGAGCCCCAGAGAAGAAAGUAGUCCGCAAGCAGUGGCAGCAGCUGAGGCGGCCAAUGCCGAGACGUUGCUACCAGAUGAGAAAGAAUUUCAAAAUGCUGCUAAAACUAAUAAUCUGGAUACUAUGGAAAGACUAUUUAAGAGAAAAGUUAAUAUUAAUGCUGUAAAUGAUCUGAAGCGCACUGCGCUCCAUUUUGCUGUUGCUGGAAAUCAUCUCUCUUCAGUGGACUUCCUUCUUUGUCACAAAGCUAGAGUUGAUAUAGCAGACAAGCAUGGACUCACUGCGGUUCAUCUUGCUGCUUGGUCUGGAAAUUUGGACAUAAUGCUAAUGUUGAUUAAAGCAGGUGCUGAUCAGAAAGCUAAGAACCAGGAAGGAAAGAAUGUCCUGCACUUUGCAGCUCAGAACAAUAAUGUUAGAAUAGUGCAGUAUUUUAUCCAAGACCUUCAUUUGACGGAUCUCAAUAAACCUGAUGAGAAUGGUAGAAAGCCAUUCCUUUUGGCAGCUGGAAUGGGCCAUGUGGAAAUGAUAAAUGAGCUGAUUUCCCUUAACCUAGUCACUUCAGAAAAAGACAAUCAAGGAAACACUGCAUUGCAUCUAGCUGCUAAAAAUGGCCACAGUGAGGUGGUUGAAAUUCUUCUUCAGCAGUGGGAAGAAAUAAACGAGUUAAACCAGAAUGAAGAAACACCAUUUUAUCUGGCCGUUGAAGGGGGCCAUGAAAAAUGUGCAGAACUCUUGCUGGAAGCAGGAAGUGAUAUCAAUACUUCAAACAAACAUAAUAUCAGUGCCUUGCAUAUUGCAACUGAGAAUGAACACACCUCCUUAGUCACAUUUCUUAUCAGUAAAAAUAUACAUCUUCAUCCUAAACCUGAGCAAAAGUAUUCUGCUCUCCAUUUAGCCAUCAUGAAAAAUAACCUGGCCGUGGUAAACAGUUUAAUAGAUUCUAACCAUAACAUCAAUGCUCUUGAUCAGAGACAUCAAACACCUCUACACCUGGCAGCAGACCUUGGAAAUGUGGAAGCAGUAGAAAUAUUACUGAAGGCAGGGUGUAAUCUCAACAUUAUGGACCAACAAGGAAAAACUGCACUAGCCGUGGCUUCUAGGAGCAAUCAUGCCUUGAUUGUGGAUAUGAUUAUAAAAGCUGAGAGGUAUUUCAAGUGGAAACAGGAGCAUCUCCGAAGUGGUGGUAAUCUCCCUAAUGAGACCUUGUCUUUUAAACAAGAUCACAAAGCACAGACCAAACAGAUCCGCUCCUCCCUCUGGAAUUUGUCUUACAACCAGUUAAAAAUACAGGAAUGGAAAAAAGUCGCACAGUUCUGGCAGUUUACAGAUGACCAAAUCAAAGCUAUUGAAGAACAGUGGACAGGGAAAAAAGGCUACAAGGAACAUGGUCAUAGAAUGUUUCUGAUCUGGUUGCAUGGUGUCCUAUUGGCUGGUCAGAAUCCAGUUAAACAUUUAUAUGAAGAUCUGAGGAGAGGAGGAUUCCAACAACUAGCUGAGAAGAUCCGAGCAGAGAAUAAUGCUGGCAUAGAAUCCAAGAAAUGUACAAUCCUAUGAACUCACUCAUGGAAAAGAACUUGAUGGCAUGUUAUAGAAUAAUUUGAAAAUGCAACAAUUUUCUAGUAGUUCAAACACUAUUCUUCAAAAUGUACUGAACUUUAAUUUUAUAUAUAUUUGUGGUACAAAAAGAAUUGAUUAAAAGAUCCAAUUAUUUUAGGCCAGAUAAAUACAGAAUGUUUUGUCUCUGCUCAAUAAGUUUCUCUGAUGAGUAACUUCAUGUUAGACAUGUGAAUUACAUUACAUUAUUUGUGUUAGAUAUGGAACAGAUACUUUGGAAGUGAAGCUAAACUUUGUGGAUAGCUAGUAUCACCUUUAUGGUAGGCAGCUACAUCAAGCUGUUUUAGAUUUGUCCAAUAUUUAGUGCCUUAAGAAAUGUAAGUUAUGUUUUCCCAGUACAAUUCCUUGCAUAAGCAGUUUGUUCCUGUAUAAAUGUUUUUAAAUGGGGAAAUUUCCCCUUGAAUAAAUUGUGCUUAUAUA